Messenger RNA from Ruditapes philippinarum (Manila clam), 2955 nucleotides. RefSeq lists its product as uncharacterized. The coding region runs from base 1 to 2955 and encodes 984 amino acids. The record is from RefSeq and is a predicted model, not a curated record. Lineage: Eukaryota; Metazoa; Mollusca; Bivalvia; Venerida; Veneridae. The transcript is spliced from 3 exons.
AUGGAUCAGAUUAAAGGCAAUAACGGGAUGAACUAUAACCCUCAGCAAUAUGUACAACUACCGUACAGUAAUCAGUGUCGAACGCCUGUGUCUGUUAUGCCAACGAAUUUUACGCAAGAAUGUACACAAAAUGUCGGAGCGACAUCUCCAUAUGAGUUUCAACGCAUAAAACAAGUAACAAAUGAGGAAUUGAUGAAAUUCAUUAGUGGAAAAUUUGAGGAAAUGAACACUAGACUCAAUAAAUUAGAAUCGGUGGAGGAAAAGGUUACAAAACUGGAUGAUAAACUCAAUAAGUUAUGGUCUGAUUUAGAUAAAAGAGUGGCUAAAAGUGAGGAUAAAUUAAGUUCCGUGGAGGACAUGGUGGAAUUACAUGAUUUUAAUUUGGAUAAAACAAAAGAGCAGGUAUCAAUUUUACAGUCCGAAAAUAAGAAAUUAAAAGAGACUAUUAUUGAUAUCCAAGCUAAGUCUAUGAUGUGUAAUUUGAUCAUUGGUGGGAUCAAAGAAUCAAAGGAUGAAACAGCCGAACAGACACUUGGAAAUGUCAAAAAAUACUUUCAGGACGAUUUGAAGAUCCCCGAGGAAAGUUUGACAACACUAGAAAUAGAGAGUGCUAGACGAAUUGGCGUUCGAAGACAAAAAUCAUGGACAUCUAAAGAUAGUAAUAUAAAAUUGAAAGGAUAUGCAUCGCACAAUUUCUAUCGCAAAUUUCAACACAGAAAUGCACGUCGAAGUAGUGGUGACCAUGCAAUUAUAGAAUUUACUAUUUCAAUCAACACUAUAACACGAGAUGAUAGCAAUUUAAAAUCUUUACAGUCAACGAAAUGGUCUGCAGAUAAAAGAGAUACUUUUAGAAGAAGAUUGAUUGGCAGAUUGCCUGAAUUAAACAAUUUAAUAAGCUAUUCAGAGGAGGAAAUAUUUGAUAACAUCAAAGUAAAUGAAAUGGUUGACAGAUUCGCACAAAUAAUAAACGAAGAGGCAAAGCCAUUGUUUCACAAGGAAUUAACCAUGCGAAAACAAAAUAUACAAUUUGAUACUACAAAAGUGAUGAAAAAAUCAGAUUGGUUUGAUGACUCGUGCAGAGAAAGAAAGUUAGAGUAUUUGGAAGCAUUACGAUUAUUUAAUGAAGUGAAGACAAAUGAAAAUAGACACCAGUUAAUGUUAAAAAAGAGACAAUAUAAAUCUUUGAUAAAAGUAAAGCGCAAUAGGAGUAAACUUAUAAAGAUGCGAGAAAUUGAAGCACUUAAAAGUAAAAAGCCGUGCGAUUUCUGGAAAUAUUUUUCAAAGAAAAAAACACAACUGAACGAAAACAUAUCUGUGCAAGAAUUCUAUGACUAUUUUAGGAAUUUAUCAGAUAGCAUUAACACUACUACUGAUCCAGAAAGCGAGAAUUACUGCAAUAACCAAUAUUGUUAUGAUGACCCUAUUUUCGCGGAAUUAGAUUCUGUAAUUACAAUUGAUGAAGUGCGACAUGCAAUUAGUUGUUUGAAACGAGGCAAGGCAGGUGGGAGUGAUGACCUCAUAAAUGAAUAUUUUAUUGAAACAUGUGACAUCAUAUGCGGGCAUCUACGGGAUAUUUUCAAUGUUAUACUAUCGACUGGACAUUUUCCAAAUGCAUGGAUGGAAGGAAUCAUUAUACCAGUGUUUAAAAAAGGAGAUGCUAGUAUUGUCGAUAAUUAUAGGGGAAUAACACUAGUUAGUUCUAUGUCGAAAAUAUUCACAUCAAUAUUAAAUAAGAGAAUGUCAGACUGGAGUGAUAGACAUAACAUAAUAUCAGAUUCACAAUUUGGAUUUAAGAAAGGAUUAUCAACCACUGAUGCGAUAUUUUGCCUACACAGUAUAGUUAAUCACAUGUUAAAUAAUGGUACACGCCUCUACACUACCUUUAUAGAUAUGCAAAAAUGUUUUGAUAGUGUAUACCGGAACGCAUUGUGGUUCAAAAUGUCAAAACUGGGAAUAAACGGUAAAUUGCUCAGGGUCAUAAGAUCAAUGUAUGAGCAAGUGAAAUGUAGAGUACGUCAUGGAAACGAAUUCUCGGACUUCAUGGAAAUAGCAGUGGGCCUAAAACAGGGAGAGAUAUGUUCACCGUUACUGUGGUCUAUGUUUAUUGAAGAUCUAGAGUUGUACAUUGGUUCGAGACCAGAAAGUGGCUUAAAAUUUGAUGAUUUGACUCUGGUGCUGUUUUUAUACGCAGACGAUAUGGUACUAUUUUCGGACACUGUAGAAGGAUUACAACAAAGUUUAGAUGACUUGCUCACAUACUGUAGGCGAUGGGGAUUAACCGUUAACAUUGAAAAAACCAAAGUUAUGGUUUUUAGAAAGCGUGGACCGUUGCGUGAAAAUGAAAAAUGGACUUACAAUGACACAAAUUUAGCUAUUGUUAACAAUUUCAACUAUUUAGGUGUGGUAUUUGACUCAAAUGGCAAUUUUAACUAUAAUACACAGAUGCUCGUCGGCAAAGCGCUUAAAGCUAUGAACUGUUUAAUGAAUAAUACUAAGGACUUUGAUUUUACCCCAAAGACAAUGUUGAGUUUAUUUGAUUCAUUUGUUUCCUCAAUUUUAAGUUACUCUUCUGAAGUUUGGGGAUUUACUAAAAACAAAGACAUUGAAAGGAUACAUCUAAAAUUUUGCAAAAGAAUUCUAAAUGUAAAAUUAUCGUCCAGUAGUGUAGCUAUAUAUGGAGAAUUAGGACGAUAUCCGUUGUAUGUAAACAGAUAUGUUAAAAUAGUCAAGUAUUUUCUUAAGAUCAAAAAUUCUAAUAAUUGUAUAAUAAGUAAAGUAUAUGAACUGUUAUUAGAGGAUUUAUGUAAUAAUAAGAUUAACUGGGUUUCAAAAGUAAAGAAGUUAUUAUAUGAACAUGGUUUUGGAUACGUGUUUGAAACAACGUUAACAGUAAAUGUGACCCACUUUAUAUCUAUGUUCAGACAAAGACUGGUUGAUACAUUCACACAGAAUUAG